Molecule: messenger RNA, 3037 nt
Organism: Neodiprion virginianus
Lineage: Eukaryota; Metazoa; Arthropoda; Insecta; Hymenoptera; Diprionidae
Gene: Rilpl
Product: RILP-like protein homolog
Exons: 8
Coding region: 141-1409 (422 amino acids)
Biological process (GO): cilium assembly
Cellular component (GO): cytoplasm; ciliary basal body
Molecular function (GO): protein dimerization activity
Source: RefSeq, a predicted model, not a curated record
CAGCCGCAGCCCAUACGGAGUGACUGGCUCUGGACUGCGUAUUAAAAAAGUGAUACAGACCCUGUGUAUGGAUUUGUGUCGGCAGUUGAAUAUUUUCUGUUGCAUAUAUAAAUAAAGAGGCUAAUUAACAAGUGUAAUUAAUGCCUUUUCAUUUAAUAAUGCAUUCAGAAAUGGAAGAAUACGAGGCGGACGUGUCCGUGGUGGACGUGUACGAUAUCGCUUCGGAAAUUGGAAAGGAGUGUGAAAAAUUGAUAGAUGUUUUCGGGGCGGAUUCUGUAACUAGUCUUAUGCCAAAAGUCAUCAACGCGUUAGAGCUCUUGGAACGAUUAGCGACUAAAAAUGAACGUGAAAAUACUACUGUUCAAGAACUCAGAUCCAAGAUUUCACAGUUGGAGAAUGAUAAAAUUGAAAAGGCAGAGGAUAGGCAAAGAUUUGAAAAGGAAUUGGAACAAAUCGAGGAUCAUUGGCGACAAGAAUCGCGAGACUUGGUGGGUAUGGUAACUAGACUACAAGACGAAAAUCGCCGGCUAGCUACAGCCUUGCAAGAAUCGCGUAGCGACAGUGAGGACAGCGGUAAACAAACAUUCACUGCUAGUCAAGAGGUAGAUGUUGCGGUACUGCAACGUUUAAGAACCAUGAUCGAUCAACAAAGGGACCAAAUUCGAGCUAGGGAUAGAGAACUGUCUCAAAAAACUUUGGAAAUUGAAAAUUUAAGUGGUCAAGUUGAAAAACUAGGCGUUGUGGGCCGAGAAUUAAGACGUAAACAGCGUCAGGCACAAAUGCAAGCUAGAGGGCUUGUUGAAGAACGAGCAGAUUUUCUUGCCCAACUUCAAGACCAGAAUCGAGAACUAAUUAAUCUUCGAGCACGUCUUGGUCUAGCUAGAAAGGAAAAUGAGGACCUAACAAAGUGCCAGCCAGCUCCUGAUUUUGCUAACAAAGCAGUAUACGAUUUGGAUGACCCAGACCGGCCUAGAUUUACCACUGCUGAACUCAAAGAAAUCUUACAUGAAAGGAAUGAACUAAAAGCUAGAGUUUCCGACAUGGAGGAUGAGCUUGAACUCUACCGCCCUAAGCCUGAGACGACCUUGAGUUGUGCAAGCCCGUAUAGUGGGCAACCCGCGAUUCCAUUUAGUAAAGGACAGAAUUACAUCGCUACUUCUCCUGCCACAGUGACUAAUGUUACUCCCCCCGAAGAUGACAAAGAUGCACCAGUACAAGGACCAUUACCCUUCGAGCCAGAUGAUGCACCUUGGAAAAAGUCAUCAGAAUCUGGGAUUCGCAAAUUCUUCCGCAAAAUAUUUUCUGAAAGCAGUGGCAGUUUUUUAGGCAGUAGCAGCCCAAGGAGAAGUCUUUCUAGUCUCUCCAAAAUGGCAUUGUCUGGCAAUGGUGCAAGUGAUACAUCGAUUUAAACAGUCAAUCAUUAAUGGUACUGAGUAUGCAAAAUGGUAUUUGAACUUCGUGAUGUACAACUCAUUAUUAGACGAACUUCUUAUGAUAUUAAAUAACGAGAUUCAUACUAUCAAAUGUCGAAAAUCUGUUGAUAAUCUUUUAAUUUAAAUAGUCGUAAUUGAUUGAAAUCGCAUUUAUCUUGCUGUUUGUAUAUACUAUAACUGUUAUUUCAAGUUUCAUUUUUUUUAUCGUUCGAAAUGAGAAGUCUAAUAUCUUUCGAAAAUUGAAUGAUGUAUAUUUAUCUCAACUGAAUAGAAAAUACGAGUUAAAAUAUAUUAUUAUACUAGAAGUGCUGUUAUGAAGUAUGUAUAUUAACCAUCAGCAUUAAACACAUAUCUGUGCUUGAAAAUUCAAUUCAACAUUCCGGAAAAAGUCUAGUGAAUUAGGACAUUAACAUAAAAGUAAUUAUUCAUCUUUAAUGAUAUCAAACAAAGCUUCCUUUUACGAGUUUACAGAAAUUGCAAUGUCGAAAAAAAUAUUUUACUACAUCAACACUAAGUAGACUUAUUUUUAUUAUUGAUUUUGACAGCACCCUCAUUUAGAUAUGUGUGUGUGACACACAUACACAUUUAAAAACAUAUCAAAUCUCUUAAUUCAUAUUUACCAAAACUCCUAUGUACAUAUGCCCUACCAAAAAAUACAUUGUACUUGUGAAUUGAUAGUAUCGAACGUUAAACAGAAGUCCAUUACAAUGUAUUCAUAGAAAUGUUAAGUACAUAUUAAGAACACAGGAUCCACGUAAAAAAUAGGUAGUAUAAUUUCGAAUUUAUCGUACAGGGGUAGAAGACCAAUAAAGCAUCCUACAUUUUUUGGUUUUAUAAACUUUAUAGCAAUCGUAUCCAAAUUAUAACACAUGAAAAAAGAUUACAUGCUCAAGCUUAGAAUAACUCAGUCACUGAUGAAAUUUAAUGAAGUAAAUUUGUUUUUGAAAGGUGUAAUACCUAGUAUCAUAUAGUCUAUGGCAAACUGCAGUUAGUGAUACAACAGUGAUUAAUCAUUAUUGUCAUCAGCCCGAAAAUGAUGCUGAAUGUAUAACUCGGGAAUCUUAAAUUUAAAACAUAUUGGUAAUAAUGAAGACCAAUUGUUUUUACAUGCUUGCAUGAGAUUGUUCCACUAAUCUGGUUGCACUUAAAUUGUCUAGCUUAUCACUUUACAUUGACUCACGGUCUUUCUAAUAUUGGCGACUACUGAUAUAUAUAUAUAUACACAUACAUAUAUCUAUCUACAAUCAUUAUCUACUUGAUUUUACUUGAUUAAUCGAAAGAAAACCAUUGAGGAAAACGCUCUCGGAAUCCGCAACUUGCUCGAUUCUAUCAGAAUUCGACCGUUGAUGAAAUCCUACCGUUUUGACAACUUUUUCUCGUAAUUCAGUUAAUCGAUAAAAACUUAAUUACAAAAUAUUGCAUUUGAUGAAAAAUUCUUUUGUUAAUCCACGACGAUUUUUCAGAAAAUGUGAACGAAUUUAAUCAAAUUUUAUGAUCUAUCCUAAGUUUCAAAAAGAAUGUUCUUUUAGUAAAAAUCAGAGAAGGCAGAAUUCCAAGAGUAAUCGUAUAUUGCUGAAAUGACCGUAAUCCGAAUUGUAUAAAGA